UCUAACAGAGCGCGCUAAACAACGCUAGACAACGUUCAUCUUUGAUACUCUCUCUAUUAUAUUCACCUUAUUAAACCCGAAACUGUCAGCAAGUUACCAAACACUACCAUCAAAGUUAAAUACCAGUAUUGUGUAAAGCUCUUGAUUGUAUUGUACAAAUCUAAUUAACAAUUAUUCGGUUAAGAAAUCGGAACCAAGGUUAAAUUUCAUCACGAUGGACGCAACAAUGGAAAAUAAGAUGGGACUCCCGCCUCCGUACGAGCCGACUGCCCCGAGCCCGGCGCCACCGCCGUCUUAUUUUGGCGACAACCCGCCGCCGCCGGCAGGGCUGGCAGUGCCAGCAGUACCGCCGCGCACCACCGUCAUCACGACGCCCGCCGCGCCCGCAGCGCCCGCCGGCCGGCCCAUCAAGCUAGGCCCCGGCCCCACCGGUGCUUCCUGCCCGACUUGCCAUAAGUCCAUUGUGACUCGUGUAGACUUCGUACCUAAUACUCGUACUCAUAUAGUAUCUGCGGCGCUAUGUGUUUUAGCCGGAUGUUGCUGCGGUUGCUUCGUGCCGUACUGCAUGCGCUCCUGUAAAUCUGCCAAUCACUACUGCCCCGCAUGCAAAGCCUUCAUCGGAACCUACCAGCAUUCCUGAAGUGCUGCUUAUAGCCAACAAAUAUGAUAUCGGAAUCUUUUAAGGGUGUUU
Cydia amplana is the source of this 691-nucleotide messenger RNA. RefSeq names its product lipopolysaccharide-induced tumor necrosis factor-alpha factor homolog. NCBI's taxonomy places the organism in Eukaryota, Metazoa, Arthropoda, Insecta, Lepidoptera, Tortricidae. The record is from RefSeq and is a predicted model, not a curated record. Bases 215 to 640 code for a protein of 141 amino acids. The transcript is spliced from 3 exons. Gene Ontology annotation, molecular function: zinc ion binding.